Molecule: messenger RNA, 707 nt
Organism: Chiroxiphia lanceolata (lance-tailed manakin)
Lineage: Eukaryota; Metazoa; Chordata; Aves; Passeriformes; Pipridae
Exons: 1
Coding region: 174-707 (177 amino acids)
Source: RefSeq, a predicted model, not a curated record
AGUGGAGCGUGUGGCUUAAUUUGUCUCAACACGGGAAACCUCACCCGACCUGGACACGGACAGGAUUGACAGAUUAAGAGCUCUUUCUCGAUUCCGUGGGUGGUGGUGCAUGGCCGUUCUUAGUUGGUGGAGCGAUUUGUCUGGUUAAUUCCGAUAACGAACGAGACUCUGGCAUGCUAACUAGUUACGCGACCCCCGAGUGGUCGGCGUCCAACUUCUUAGAGGGACAAGUGGCGUUCAGCCACUCAAGAUUGAGAAAUAACAGGUCUGUGACGCCCUUAGAUGUCCGGGGCUGCAUGCGCGCUACACUGACUGGCUCAGCUUGUGCCUACCCUCUGCCGGCAGGCGCGGGUAACCCGUUGAACCCCAUUCGUGAUGGGGAUUGGGGAUUGCAAUUCUUCCCCGUGAACGAGGAAUUCCCAGUAAGUGCGGGUCAUAAGCUCGCGUUGAUUAAGUCCCUGCCCUUUGUACACACCGCCCGUCGCUACUACCGAUUGGAUGGUUUAGUGAGGUCCUCGGAUCGGCCCCGGUGGGGUCGGCCACGACCCUGCCAGAGCAUCGAGAAGACGGUCGAACUUGACUAUCUAGAGGAAGUAAAAGUCGUAACAAGGUUUCUGUGGGUGAACCUGCGGGAGGAUCAUUACCGGGGGGCUGCGAGGCCGGCGGUGGCAUGUGCCGUGCCACGUCUCGUCGCGCUUGCUAGCUGA